This is a messenger RNA of Syzygium oleosum, 2050 nucleotides long. Its product is annotated as cytochrome P450 94A1-like. The transcript has 2 exons. The record is from RefSeq and is a predicted model, not a curated record. Gene Ontology annotation, molecular function: heme binding; monooxygenase activity; oxidoreductase activity, acting on paired donors, with incorporation or reduction of molecular oxygen. The coding region runs from base 69 to 1634 and encodes 521 amino acids. Lineage: Eukaryota; Viridiplantae; Streptophyta; Magnoliopsida; Myrtales; Myrtaceae.
CCGCUGCCGGCACACGAAAUCCUGAAACCCCACGAAAGAUCUCAGAACCCAACCACCACUCGUACACCAUGAUCUCCUCCUCCUUCUCAACCAUGUCGUGCUUUGAUCUCUUUUCUUCACUUUCUCACUUCAUCCUCUUCCCAUCACUCUUCAUCGUUAUCAGCGUCGUCUUCUUCUUCUUCAAAUCGCCGCCGCCGUCCUCGAAGAACCUCCCGAGAGUCUACCCUAUCUUCGGCUCCUACUUCUCGUUUUUUGCCAACAUCAAACGGCGGAUCGACUGGACCGCCGACCUGGUCCGGAACUCCCCGUCGGCGACCUACGUCUUCCACCGCCCCCUCGGCCACCGCCAGGUCUUCACCGGCAAUCCUGCGAACGUCCAGCACAUCCUCAAGACCCACUUCGCCAACUACGAUAAGGGCGGGGUCUUCAAGACGACCCUCCGGGACGUCCUCGGCGAUGGAAUCUUCAAUAGCGAUGGAGAGUCCUGGAAGAUCCAGAGGCAGGUCUCCAGCCACGAGUUCAACACCCGGUCGCUGCGGAAGUUCGUCGAGACCGUCGUCGAUGCGGAGGUGAACGAGCGGCUCGUGCCUCUCUUGGCGUCCGCCGCCAAGAGCAGGUCAGUGAUAGACAUGCAGGACAUCCUCCAGAGGUUCGCCUUCGACAACAUAUGCAAGAUCGCGUUCGGGUUUGAUGCCAAGUAUCUGUCGCCAUCGCUUCCUCAGCCGAGAGCGAAGUUCGCAGAAGCGUUUGAAGACGCAGUGAGAAUAAGCAGCGAGAGGUUUCAAGUGUUAUUCUCUGUAACUUGGAGGAUCAAGCGUUUCUUCAACGUAGGAUCCGAGAAGCACCUCCGGGUCGCAAUCUCUGAAGUCCGUGAGUUUGCGAAGAAAAUUGUGAGGGAAAAGAAGAGAGAGCUGAGCGAGAAGGCGUCGCCGGAGUCAGCCGCCGACGACCUUCUGUCGCGGUUCUUGAGCUCAGGUCACUCCGAUGAGGACUUUGUCAUCGACAUCGUCAUCAGCUUCAUACUUGCCGGCCGGGACACCACAUCGGCGGCUCUCACGUGGUACUUCUGGCUGCUCCACAAGAACCCGGAGGUGGAGGCCAAAGUCCGGGGUGAGAUCAUGGAGAAGUCCGAUGCACAUGCCGCAGGGUACGAUGAUGUGAAGGAGAUGGUGUACACGCACGCAUCACUGUGUGAGAGCAUGCGGUUUUACCCGCCCGUGCCGCUUGACUCAAAGGACGCGGUGAACGACGACGUCUUGGAGGACGGCACGGUGGUGAAGAAGGGGACGACGGUGACGUAUCAUCCGUACGCGAUGGGGAGGCUGGAGCAGCUGUGGGGAAAGGACUGGCCGGAGUUCAGGCCGGAGCGGUGGCUUAGGGCGGCAGAGGACGGCGGUGAGAAGUGGGUGUUCGUUAAUAGGGACGCGUUCUCGUACCCGGUCUUCCAGGCGGGGCCGAGGGUCUGUCUGGGGAAAGAAAUGGCGUUCCUGCAGAUGAAGAGGGUGGUGGCCGAGGUGCUGCGGCGGUUCAGGGUGUUGCCCGCGGCGGAGGAAGGGGAGGAGCCGUUGUUCAUUUCGUACCUGAGCUCGAAGAUGAAGGGUGGGUUCCCGGUGAGGAUUGAGGAGAGAGAGUGAAAGGGAUAGUCAACCCUUGGAAACUAUUUUCUCUUUAAUUUUCCUUUAAUCAAGAUUCCAUAUGAGUUUGGAAGCGUACGUAAUUUUCCAUUUUUUUUUGGGAGGUAGGCCGGGGAAUAAGGUGUGUAAUAAAUUUUCCUUUAUUAUCUUUGUAUUUAUUUUCAUAUGUAUAAAGUAUUCUGAUAUCAAUAUCGAUAGAUGAUCCGCUCGUGCAAGUAAUGUACAUACUAUUGUUUUGACCUUUAACAAUGUUCUAUACUGUGAAUGUAAGAUACGGCGUGAUUGCAUUGGAUAUUUAAAACAAUUUCACCACGUGAUGGUUCAAACUUGUCUAUCAAAAUUACAAUACAUAUCGUGCAUCCGUUAUUCAGCAUAUUAAUCUUAUAAUAUGGCAUCGUGGUAAUUAUCUUCUUUUA